Molecule: messenger RNA, 4259 nt
Organism: Alligator mississippiensis (American alligator)
Lineage: Eukaryota; Metazoa; Chordata; Crocodylia; Alligatoridae
Product: transducin-like enhancer protein 4
Exons: 21
Coding region: 766-3114 (782 amino acids)
Biological process (GO): regulation of DNA-templated transcription; negative regulation of canonical Wnt signaling pathway
Cellular component (GO): nucleus; transcription regulator complex
Molecular function (GO): protein binding; transcription corepressor activity
Source: RefSeq, a predicted model, not a curated record
ACGUCUAAGUGGCCGCUACAUUCGGGCAAAGAAGUCGCCGCGCUUCGCCUGAGCGUGGUGGGAGCGCUGCUCGCGGCGGAGCUGGGCUCGUGCCGCGCGGCUCCUCACAAGAGUUGGGGGGGAGCUUGCCAGCCCGCUCGCCCGCCCCCAAACAAGCAUAGCCCCGGGGCUCGCACCGGCCCGAGGGGCAGGCGCCGCGGGGACACAGCACUUGAACCUGCGAGGACAGACAGAACGAGAGCGCGGGGCGGGAGAGGGGACCCGCAACCCGCCGCCCGGAGCGAUUGCUGUACUUCUUGAAUCCUAAAAAACGAGCAGCGGCUCUGAUUGAUUAUUUUUGUUGUUUUUGCAUUAUUAUUUUUGUGGGCGCCGCUUCGCCCGGCUGCUGGGGAGCGCCGCAAAAGUUUGCAGCCGCGGGGAGCGGAGUUGUUGCGGAGCGGGGAACCCCCCACCCGCCCGGGGCUGUGGACGAGGAAACGCCGGGACCGCCGCGGGGCCGGGGGACGCGCCCGCCGGCCCUCGUGGGAUGUGGCAGCGGCCCCCCGGGGCCGGGCACGCCGCCGCCGCCGCUCCCUCCUCCCGUGUGCUCGCGCGGGAGGGGGGGCCGGGGACCGCCGGAGACGCUCCUCCGAGCACCAGCGCCAGGCAGCCCCUUCCUCCUCCCCCCCCUCCUCCUCCUCCGCCCUCCUUUCCUCUUCGCAUUGUUGCCGCUCAACCCCAUGAACCGCGCUGCUCCGGCCAGAAGCGCCCAGUAAAGCGGCUUGGAUGAUUCGCGAUCUGAGCAAGAUGUAUCCUCAGACCCGGCACCCGGCUCCUCAUCAGCCUGCUCAACCCUUUAAAUUCACCAUUUCCGAAUCCUGCGAUCGGAUUAAGGAGGAGUUUCAGUUUUUGCAGGCUCAGUACCACAGUUUAAAGCUAGAAUGUGAAAAACUGGCCAGUGAGAAGACCGAGAUGCAGCGACACUAUGUUAUGUAUUAUGAGAUGUCCUAUGGGUUGAAUAUAGAGAUGCAUAAGCAGGCAGAAAUUGUCAAGAGACUGAAUGCUAUAUGUGCACAAGUCAUUCCCUUCUUAUCCCAAGAGCACCAGCAACAAGUGGUGCAGGCUGUGGAACGGGCCAAGCAAGUGACCAUGGCAGAACUGAACGCAAUCAUUGGGCAGCAACAACUCCAAGCCCAGCAUUUAUCACAUGGACAUGGUCUUCCAGUGCCUCUCACUCCACACCCUUCGGGCUUGCAGCCUCCAGCCAUCCCACCAAUUGGCAGCAGUGCUGGUCUCUUAGCUUUGUCCAGUGCACUGGGUGGGCAGUCCCACCUCCCAAUUAAAGAUGAAAAGAAGCAUCACGAAAACGAUCACCAAAGAGACAGAGACUCCAUAAAGAGCUCUUCUGUGUCUCCAUCAGCCAGUUUCAGAACAGCAGAGAAGCACAGAAACUCAACAGAUUACUCUUCAGAAAGUAAAAAGCAGAAAACAGAAGAGAAAGAAAUAGCAACUCGUUAUGACAGCGAUGGUGAAAAGAGUGAUGACAAUUUGGUGGUUGACGUCUCCAAUGAGGAUCCUUCUUCUCCACGAGGGAGCCCAGCACAUUCUCCAAGAGAGAAUGGCUUGGACAAGACCCGACUGCUCAAGAAAGAUGCACCAAUUAGCCCAGCUUCUAUUGCAUCUUCCAGCAGUACUCCUUCCUCCAAAUCCAAAGAACUUAGCCUUAAUGAGAAAUCCACUACUCCUGUGUCUAAAUCAAAUACCCCAACUCCACGGACUGAUGCUCCAACUCCAGGCAGCAAUUCUACUCCUGGAUUGAGGCCAGUGCCUGGAAAACCCCCAGGAGUUGACCCAUUGGCUCUCUUUUUCUUUCCCUCCGUAGCUUCAGGCUUAAGGACCCCCAUGGCAGUACCAUGUCCUUACCCUGCUCCAUUUGGAAUUGUGCCACAUGCUGGCAUGAAUGGUGAACUAACCAGUCCAGGAGCUGCGUAUGCUGGUCUACAUAACAUUUCCCCUCAAAUGAGUGCAGCAGCUGCAGCGGCAGCAGCAGCAGCAGCUUACGGAAGGUCUCCAGUGGUUGGUUUUGAUCCACAUCAUCACAUGCGAGUCCCAGGCAUCCCUCCCAGUCUGACAGGCAUCCCAGGAGGAAAACCGGCAUAUUCAUUUCAUGUAAGUGCAGAUGGCCAGAUGCAGCCUGUACCUUUCCCUCCUGAUGCCCUCAUUGGUCCAGGAAUCCCUCGACACGCUCGCCAAAUCAAUACUCUGAAUCAUGGAGAAGUAGUAUGUGCAGUUACCAUCAGCAACCCGACUAGACAUGUGUACACUGGUGGGAAGGGAUGUGUCAAAGUUUGGGAUAUCAGCCACCCUGGAAACAAGAGCCCUGUCUCUCAGCUGGACUGCCUGAACAGAGAUAACUACAUCCGUUCCUGCAGAUUACUCCCAGACGGCCGCACCCUGAUAGUUGGUGGGGAAGCCAGCACGUUAUCCAUUUGGGACUUGGCAGCUCCAACUCCACGUAUAAAAGCAGAGCUGACAUCCUCUGCCCCAGCCUGCUACGCUCUAGCUAUCAGCCCUGAUUCCAAAGUCUGCUUCUCCUGCUGUAGCGAUGGGAACAUUGCAGUGUGGGACCUGCACAACCAGACUUUAGUCAGGCAAUUCCAGGGCCACACAGAUGGAGCCAGCUGUAUUGACAUUUCUAAUGAUGGCACCAAACUCUGGACGGGAGGUUUGGACAAUACAGUCAGAUCCUGGGACCUCAGAGAAGGGAGACAGCUACAACAGCAUGACUUCACAUCACAGAUCUUCUCACUGGGCUAUUGUCCAACUGGUGAAUGGUUGGCAGUAGGAAUGGAGAACAGUAACGUUGAAGUUCUGCAUGUUACUAAACCAGACAAGUAUCAGCUACAUCUUCAUGAGAGCUGUGUGUUAUCGCUCAAAUUUGCUCACUGUGGCAAAUGGUUUGUAAGCACUGGAAAAGAUAAUCUUCUUAAUGCCUGGAGAACACCUUAUGGAGCCAGUAUAUUCCAGUCCAAAGAGUCCUCAUCUGUGCUUAGCUGUGAUAUCUCUGUGGAUGACAAAUACAUUGUCACUGGCUCUGGGGACAAGAAGGCAACAGUCUACGAAGUUAUUUAUUAAAGACAAAUCUGAAUGCAAAAAGGACUCCUCCUCAUAGCACUUUGCUGUAUAUUCCUUUUUUUCCCCCCUGCCCAAACUGAGGACCAUCACAGUUAUGGAGUUUAUUUUUUCCUCUCCUAAUUUGCAAUUCAAUUGUGAAUGCUCAUUAAGAACUUGUAAUACCAAAUCUUCAGAUAUCUACUUGGAAGAAGAUGGAAUAAGCAUACUUAACAGUGAACUGAAUCUUUAAUUAUGUAUUAUAGCUGUAAUAUAUUUAUUUUUGUUUAAAGAAGGCUUUCUAACAAUGAACUGACUAAAUAAAGCUGUCUGGCCCUGUCUUGGUUUGAAAGAGAGAAGUACAAUAACUUGCCUCAAACAAUCACCUUUAUCCCUUCUGGAUGCUUUGGCCACAUUUCUUUGAAAAGGGAGAUGUGUGUCUUUGGGCAAUUUAGCAGUUACAAGAGAUUAUGGGAAAUAUUUGAUAUAUUCAUUGGAAACCGCACAGAAAUAAGAAUGGAUUCCUACGCAUGUACAAACUACAAAAGCAAGGACCUCAGAGGUAGGAUUUACAAGAGCACUCAUUCUGAAGUACAGAAAAGAAUGGAUUUUCACUUGAGAGAAGGACUUGCUUUAUUUGCCACAAGUUCUAUCCACGGCUUAGUUGGAUGUCCCUGAAAUGGAUGCAGGCUGAGCCAUCAUGCCAGAGACGUUGUGUUAUCUUUUUAUGUUGUUGUUGUUGCUGUUAAACUAUGAUCUGUGAUUUUUUUUUUUUUUGAAUGCUUUAAAAAAAAUCUUUAAGUCUGUGGAUCUGCUGAUGUACAGUGCCUUUGCUGCUAUGGAUCAAAAUCAAAAGAACUGUGUAGAUAAAUCUUACUGUAUAAGUAGAAAAUUACUUAAUUUGAUACUAGAAAUGGAUUGAUGCUGCAAGUUAAAAUGGACUGUUCAUUGAAGUUCCAAAUGUGGUAGCAAAAAAUGGUGUCUUAAGUGCUUAGUGUUUGAUGUCAUUAACAGUUUCGUAAUACUCUACAGUGUAGAAAGAUUUUGAUACUAAACUGUGUCAUUGUACAUAGUUCUAAUGCAUUGUAUUGACCCACCAGUACUUCUAUAAUGGUAGAUUAUUGUUUGUGCAUUCAGACUUUUAAGCAUUAAACAUAAGUAACUUCUAA